Messenger RNA from Cataglyphis hispanica, 1816 nucleotides. RefSeq names its product methionyl-tRNA formyltransferase, mitochondrial. Lineage: Eukaryota; Metazoa; Arthropoda; Insecta; Hymenoptera; Formicidae. The coding region runs from base 240 to 1385 and encodes 381 amino acids. Gene Ontology annotation, molecular function: methionyl-tRNA formyltransferase activity. Gene Ontology annotation, cellular component: mitochondrion. Gene Ontology annotation, biological process: conversion of methionyl-tRNA to N-formyl-methionyl-tRNA; biosynthetic process. The record is from RefSeq and is a predicted model, not a curated record. The transcript has 6 exons.
GUGUCUCUAUUUAUGUUCGAAGAACGUGAACUCGUACAUAAUUUAUAUAUCAAAAAUUUCUGAAAGAUUUUUUAUAUGUAUAUAAUCUCCGAUAAAAUAAUGUUACAUUGCACAAAUAUGAAAACAAUCUUAAAUCUUUUCAUUUUUCAAACAUCCUCUCCUACUCUAGUAUAAAGAAAAAUAAUCUCUAGCGAAAGCGAAAUCAAUGUGCAUGCAAAUGUCACAUUUCGAUAGUAUGAAUGUUAAUAAUCGCGAAUUUUCUAUAUAAAAAAAAAUAUAACAAUAUGUUGAAUAUCAAUUUUUCAUCGCGUGUAAUAACAAAAUAUUCGUACUUUCUCACAAUAUUCAGAAGUAAUGGAAAAACGCGUGAGGUAACCUUUUGGAAUCGUACGUAUCAUGUUCGAAAAAGAAAAUUCCAUUCAAUUCGAACCAAUGGUCCAUGGAAUGUAUUAUUUUUUGGAACGGAUAACUUUGCUCUCGAAAGCUUACAAAGUUUGUAUAAUGAAUACAGAACAAAAAAAUUAGGCCGAUUAGAAGUUGUAUCAGCAUAUAAAGGGAAAAAGAAUAUUGUUAUACAAUAUGCUGAGGAAAAAGGAAUCAAUGUUAAACGAUGGCCUCUUGAAAAUGAUCCACAAGAUUUUCAUAUCGGGAUAGUUGUCUCCUUUGGUCAUUUAAUACCAUUAAAUAUUAUAAAUUCUUUUCCACUUGGUAUGUUAAAUGUUCAUGCUAGUCUAUUACCACGCUGGAGAGGAGCAGCUCCAAUAAUUUAUUCCCUAAUUAAUGGAGACACACAGACAGGAAUUACAAUCAUGAAAAUAAUGCCAGAAAAAUUUGAUAUUGGUGAAAUAGUAGCACAAGAAAAAUUAGAUAUUCAUCCAGAUGAAACUCUACCAGAAUUAUAUGUCAAGUUAGCAAAAAUGGGUGCAAAUAUGUUAGUUGAUGUAAUAAGAAAAUUGCCACAAAUAUUAUCAUUCUCGAGACCUCAGGAAAAAAUAGGCAUAACAUAUGCACCUAAAAUUACAUCAAAGAUUUCUUUGGUGAAGUGGAAUGAGAUGACUGCAAAAAAUGUAUAUGAUCUGCAUCGCGGUCUUUUAGGACUGUACCCAUUAACUACAAAGUAUUGUGAUAAGACAGUAAAAUUAUUCGAUGUUCAGCAGACGUCGAAACCGAUUAGCGGAAUAAAUGCGGAGAAUGAUGUACCAGGUUUAGUGAGAUUUGAUCGAAAAAAUAAUGCAUUAAUUGUAGCAUGUAAAGGACCGAGUUGGAUUUCAGUAAAAAAAGUAAUAAUGACAGGUCAUUCACCUAUGACUGCAAUGGACUUUAGAAAUGGAUUUAUGCAGGGCAAAAUGAAAGAAAAGAUAUUUUUUCAGAGUAAUGUAAUAUAAUUUACAGCGCUACUUUUUUGUCUCAGAUUGUAAGAUUCUUUUGUAACUCUAUGAUAAUUUCAUUGAGAAACAGAUAAUGAUAUUAGGGUUUUAUUUACUACAAUAGCAAGAUUUAUGUAUUUUAGAAUGUACAAAAUGUAAUAUUGACGCAUUGAUUUUAUGAGAAUAAAAAGUUGUUUGUUUAUAUAUCAAUAUUUUCUUAAAUAUAUCUGCUCUUGUUUAUUUUAGAUUUUAUAUUUUUGCAUUAAAACAAUAUCAUACUUUUCUGUCUCAUGCGAAAAUAUUCUUUUGUAUAUUCCUUUUAUGUUUUGCUACAAAUUUAUUUAAUAUCUCUUCUCGCAGAAUCACUAUAGUAUAAAACUACAAAGCAUUACGAAAAAAUCGAUUAAAGAAGUAAUAAGAAGUAAUAAGUAGCGCAAACUAAACUAAGA